Molecule: messenger RNA, 1755 nt
Organism: Lindgomyces ingoldianus
Lineage: Eukaryota; Fungi; Ascomycota; Dothideomycetes; Pleosporales; Lindgomycetaceae
Exons: 7
Coding region: 1-1755 (584 amino acids)
Source: RefSeq, a predicted model, not a curated record
AUGCCAACGGCUGCCCUCAUUAAAGUUUCAGAUCCACGCGAUGGACGAGUUUCAUUCAGGCGUGAAGAUAGGAAGCAGGUAGUUCCAGUCGCCUCUCUCCAAAUCCUAUGCGUGGGGAUAACUCCUCUGAUCUGUGGUGGCUGUUGUUGCUUUUUCCAGCUGUUAUUUCCUUUUGCCAAAAUUGUGUUAGUAAAACCCUCAUCCUCAGUGCACAACACUCUUUCGCUCUUCCUCUACUUAAAUAUUAAACUGAAGCUCUUCAAAUAUCAUUCCGCAAUGGUGUCCGCCGACAGUGCUCUAAGGCUAGGCCCCUCGUCGUUCAACCCGAAAACUAUACCUGCAACCUCCUCCCUUUUCUCCAACCUACCUCGAGAAUUACGCGAUCGAAUAUAUGAAUAUCUUCUCCAUGGAUCAUGCUUCCAAUUUCUAGAGCAUAUUCUACUUGUCGUUCUCGCAAAUGAUGGCUCUGAUGGCUCGGUUAGCGGUCUACCACUUUGGCUCCUCACAAACAAGCAAAUCCUGAGCGAGGGACUCUCUGAAUUUUACCGUCAUGCCCGUUGCAUCCGGACUUCUAUGCGAAGGGAUGUUCCUCUGAAAUGGUGCAACCAAUGCAAGCCAGCCUCCGGCCAGUAUUCCUUUGGCGAUGCGCAUCUUCUAAGAGUACAUCAGAUCCAAACGAUUGAUCUUGACAAUAUUGAGUUCACCUACUAUACCAAGUAUCCAGAAGGCACACCAGCUACUCUUUUCCUCAAUCGUGGAUACCCGGUUCUCCCAUUAGACCAUUGGCUACGGGGUCAACGACACUCCCUAAAGAAUCUUAAACUCACGUUUCUUAUUGCAGGGUCUUACCCUUCAAUUUAUAAUGCGGAGGAAUGGAAAGUGGACCUCUCCCCUAUGAGAUAUUUGGGUACUCCAGCGAAUGUUGAGUUUACCAUUAAGGAACCGAGAUUGCUCAAAGGAGAUAUUGGCCACGUCCGCGCGUGUGCUGCGGUUCUACAACUUCUUCAAAUGGAGUUGGAAUUUAUGGCUAAGAGUUUAGUCGGUGCGGAGAAGAGCGGAUGCGUUGUUAAAGAUUGGAUCGCUCUAAAAGGCAAGUCCGAGGGCCAGUAUGAGGACACUUGGGAACAUGAAUGGCAUCUACGAGUGAAUCGAGGAGUAAAUCGAGCCGAGCGAAGGGAGGUUGAUAACGUUGGACUGCUGUUCUGGAAACUAUAUUCUCACCCAGACCAAAGCUACGAAAGAGUGAAGGGGAACCAGGAUGGAUGGAUGGAGUGGCGUUGUAAGAGGACAACUGAUAGAAUCAGGGUAGAGGUGCCUGAUAGCCGGCGCCUCACUCAAACCUCGCAACAUCCUAAUACAGAGGCCUCUUUCAAUUCUCUGAACCCCUUCGUGGCUGGUCUUAACAUCUUACACUUGGAUCUUCCAUCCAACUUCAUACUAAGCAUUUGUAUGACUUCAGUAUGCACGGGAGGGGUCGGCCAAAGGUCAUUGUCGAGGGCAGUGAUUGCAACUCGGGUACUGCGUAAUGCCAAAAUGGGUAUUUUGAGUAAACCCUCAGACGGCUACUACGCUGCGUGGUCCUAUACACUAGGGAAGUUUGAUGCUUCGCUGAUGACGGAACUGUCUGAGGAUUUCAAAGGCAAGGGGUCAGAAAUUUUGGCUGGUGGCCGUGGUAUUGGAAUGAGGAUUCCGCGCUACAAGGUCGUGUGUAGCGUAUCAUGUCUGAGUGAACAUGGUCGAUAUGGAUCUUCUUGA